Acinonyx jubatus (cheetah) is the source of this 2409-nucleotide messenger RNA. RefSeq names its product sphingosine-1-phosphate receptor 3 (gene S1PR3). Gene Ontology annotation, molecular function: sphingosine-1-phosphate receptor activity. Bases 405 to 1544 code for a protein of 379 amino acids. Gene Ontology annotation, cellular component: membrane. The transcript has 2 exons. Gene Ontology annotation, biological process: G protein-coupled receptor signaling pathway. Lineage: Eukaryota; Metazoa; Chordata; Mammalia; Carnivora; Felidae. The record is from RefSeq and is a predicted model, not a curated record.
GGAGCGCGGGCCCGCCCCGAGGCCGCUGGAAAAGUUUGCGCCCCGGCGCGCGCGCAGAGGCUGAGCCAGCCGGUCCGUGGACACGCGACGGGGACGCGGCGCCAGCGCGGUGGCAGGACGAGCGCGGGCGGGACCCCCGGCCGGAGUGCGACCCCCCCCCCAUCCCCGCCCCAGGACUGCCCCGCUGCCCCGGUCCAGGCCGCUGGGAGCGGAGGAGGGGUCGCCGGGACGCGGGCGGCCCCAGUGCCCUCCCCAGACGGAGGCGCCUGCUCUCCAUGCCCUGGCCGGGGUCCCGCCCGGGGCCACCUCCGAAGCCUGAGCCGGGUUGGUUUCUCUGGAAAUGGACGUGCCCAGGGCGCCCUCUGGUGGCUCCCGGAGCUGAGCCUCGGUGAGCCCCGGCGGCGAUGGCGGCCGCGGUCCUCGCGCCGCACCUCAGGCCCUCCCCCGGGAACGAGACCCUGCACCAGCACUACAACUACGUGGGCAAGCUGGAGGGCAGGCUGAAGGAGGCCCCCGAGGGCAGCACGCUGACCACCGUGCUGUUCCUGGUCAUUUGCAGCUUCAUCGUGCUGGAGAACCUCAUGGUUUUGAUCGCCAUCUGGAGAAACAAUAAGUUCCACAACCGCAUGUACUUUUUCAUCGGCAACCUGGCCCUCUGUGACCUGCUGGCCGGCAUCGCCUACAAGGUCAACAUCCUGAUGUCGGGCAAGCGGACGCUGAGCCUGUCCCCGACGGUCUGGUUCCUGCGGGAAGGAAGCAUGUUUGUGGCCCUCGGGGCAUCCACCUGCAGCUUGCUGGCCAUCGCCAUCGAGCGGCACCUGACGAUGAUCAAGAUGCGGCCGUACGACGCCAACAAGAAGCACCGCGUGUUUCUUCUGAUCGGGAUGUGCUGGCUCAUCGCGCUCUCGCUGGGCGCCUUGCCCAUCCUGGGCUGGAACUGUGUGCACGACCUCCCCGACUGUUCCACCAUCCUGCCCCUCUACUCCAAGAAGUACAUCGCGUUCUGUAUCAGCAUCUUCACGGCCAUCCUGGUGACCAUCGUCAUCCUGUACGCCCGCAUCUACUUCCUGGUGAAGUCCAGCAGCCGCAGGGUGGCCAGCCCCCACAACUCGGAGCGCUCCAUGGCCCUGCUGCGGACCGUGGUCAUCGUGGUGAGCGUGUUCAUCGCCUGCUGGUCCCCACUCUUCAUCCUCUUCCUCGUCGACGUGGCCUGCAGGGUGAAGGAGUGCGCCGUCCUGUUCAAGGCCCAGUGGUUCAUCAUGCUGGCCGUGCUCAACUCCGCCAUGAACCCCGUCAUCUACACGCUGGCCAGCAAGGAGAUGCGGCGGGCUUUCUUCCGGCUGGUCUGUACCUGCCUGGUCCGGGGCCGUGGCGCCCGCUCCUCGCCCACCCAGCCUGCCCUCGAUCCCAGCAGAAGCAAGUCCAGCGGCAGCAACAACAGCAGCCCCUCGCCAAAGAGCAAGGAAGACCCUCCCCAGAGAGUCGCCUCACCCUGCAUCACCGACGGAAACAAAACCCUGCAGAACGGGAUUCUCUGCAAGUGAGAGCCCCUGCCUCCAGGAGCAGGGGAGGGGAGCCCCACUCUGUGGCCACGGCCGUAUCUGUUGCAUGCCUCGCCCCUGGGAGUUCCAGAGAGGGGACUCGGGAAGUCCACUCGCCAGUGGCUUGCCCGGCGUGAACGUCACGUGAGGAGGGGGACCCAAGGACCCGCCAGUGUGUGUCACAGCAGACCGUGAGCUCUGUCCGUCUUGGCUCCAGUCUUCUGAAUGCACCAUGCUGCGACAGUAUCUGCCGCCUUCCCCUGAGCCCUCCUGGCUGCUCCCCGCGGGGCCUGGACAGGGAAGGUCGCGGGCCCCACAACGUGCAGGGUGUUUCUCAGAAUGUCGUGACGAUGUUUGGUAACUUCACUCUACACUGUGAGCGGAGUGGAUGCCUGUGUGCUCGUCAUUUCUGUGUCACGGAGCACUUGUGUCUCUUAUGUCUGCCGUUGGUACGCAGCACCUGGGUAUGUCGGUGAGUGGCAGUGUGUGACACAGUUAAAUAUCCGUAAGUGCAAGUGUGUCCUGAUUGAACCACCAGGUGUAAGGAUGUGGCUGGAAACUCGGUGGACACGGCAGUCCCGGGCUCCUCAGACCGACGUGAAGUCUUGUGUUCAGCAGGCUUUGAAUGCCUGACUUCCCAGAGAGGGCUGGUUCCAGGAAGGUCUCAGAUGUGUGGGUCUGAAGGAUCCUGGGAGAUCGGGCGAUCUGGUGAUCUCUGGGAGCCGUGUCCCUGUUCCUCUGGGGCUCCUGUGUCCCUGCACAUCCAAACCCACGUUAACCAAAUUCCCUGAUUGUUUGGGGUUCCUACAGAUCACAGAAGAGCCAGGGGCUUCCAGGAGCCCAUCCCCAGACCAACCAAGAAAGGGAC